Messenger RNA from Dioscorea cayenensis subsp. rotundata (Guinea yam), 1414 nucleotides. Its product is annotated as GDP-mannose 3,5-epimerase 2. The coding region runs from base 1 to 1137 and encodes 378 amino acids. Gene Ontology annotation, molecular function: GDP-mannose 3,5-epimerase activity; NAD binding. The transcript is spliced from 6 exons. Lineage: Eukaryota; Viridiplantae; Streptophyta; Magnoliopsida; Dioscoreales; Dioscoreaceae. The record is from RefSeq and is a predicted model, not a curated record.
AUGGGCAGCAAUGGAAAUAAUGGCACCAAUUUUGGUGAGUAUACUUAUGCAAAUUUGGAGAGGGAGCCUUACUGGCCAACUGAGAAGCUCCGUAUCUCCAUAACUGGUGCUGGUGGCUUCAUUGCCUCCCACAUUGCACGGCGUCUGAAGAGUGAGGGCCACUACAUUAUUGCUUCUGAUUGGAAAAAAAAUGAGCACAUGACUGAGGACAUGUUCUGCCAUGAGUUCCACCUUGUUGACCUCAGGGUGAUGGACAACUGCCUAAAAGUUACUCAAGGUGUGGAUCAUGUAUUUAACCUUGCAGCUGAUAUGGGAGGCAUGGGUUUCAUCCAGUCCAACCAUUCAGUGAUCAUGUACAAUAAUACCAUGAUCAGUUUUAACAUGCUUGAAGCUGCAAGGAUUAACAGCGUCAAAAGGUUCUUCUAUGCCUCUAGUGCUUGCAUUUACCCUGAAUUCAAGCAGUUGGAGACUAAUGUGAGCUUGAAGGAGUCUGAUGCUUGGCCUGCAGAGCCUCAAGAUGCUUAUGGCUUGGAGAAGCUUGCUACCGAGGAGUUAUGCAAGCAUUAUACCAAGGACUUUGGCAUCGAAUGUAGGAUUGGCCGUUUCCAUAACAUCUAUGGCCCAUUCGGAACAUGGAAAGGUGGAAGGGAGAAGGCCCCUGCUGCUUUCUGUCGAAAGGCGAUCACUUCUGCUGACGUGUUUGAAAUGUGGGGCGAUGGACUCCAAACUCGAUCCUUCACUUUCAUUGAUGAAUGUGUGGAGGGUGUUCUGAGAUUGACAAAGUCGGACUUCCGUGAGCCAGUGAACAUCGGAAGUGAUGAAAUGGUGAGCAUGAAUGAGAUGGCUGAAAUUGUUCUCAGCUUCGAGAACAAGCAACUUCCCAUCCAUCACAUCCCGGGGCCGGAGGGUGUUCGAGGGCGCAAUUCCGAUAACACUCUUAUUAAGGAGAAGCUCGGCUGGGCCCCGACGAUGAAACUGAAGGAUGGACUCAGAUUCACAUACUUCUGGAUUAAGGAACAGAUCGAAAAGGAGAAAGCUCAAGGCAUCGACUUGUCCAUUUACGGUUCUUCCAAGGUGGUCGGAACUCAAGCGCCCGUCCAGUUGGGCUCGCUUCGUGCCGCCGAUGGCAAGGAGUAAAGUCGUUGAACUCAUGAUAUUCCUGCUGUAUGGGAUUAUCAUAUCCGAAUGUUGUACUACCGUCUUUUUCAUCGUCUUUUUUGACUCUGAUAUAUUUAUCAGGGAACUGCUUUUGUUUCUAUGUUCAUUUCAUGUUCUAGUGUGUUCUAUUAGUCUUCAAAAUGGCUUGCUAGUUCUGCAUGCCUCUUUCUCUCUAUAUGUAUGAGUUACAAAUAAGUGAUUAAUAGAAUAUGCUGUAUUUCUUGUUUUAUCAAAAUUGUUCUAUUUUUAUGGAUUU